This is a messenger RNA of Paracoccidioides brasiliensis Pb18, 2706 nucleotides long. RefSeq lists its product as uncharacterized. The record is from RefSeq and is a predicted model, not a curated record. The transcript has a single exon. The coding region runs from base 1 to 2706 and encodes 901 amino acids.
AUGGAAUUGGAUGAGGCCAACGCAUUUGGUGAAAUAUUCCCGAACCCACAAGACCUCAAGAGUCAGAUCCUGGAGAUUGUAGAAAAUAUCCAUAAUCGUUCUUCUGACUCGGCGACCCGCCCCAAAUUCCUCGCUGUCAGGAAAUAUUUCGAUUCCCCGCGCUGCGCAUCAUCAUCCACCUCUCCCCCUUGCGGACGUGAAAAAUGCGGUCGUUGCUCCACAGUCCUGGAAAAUUUCACCUACAGCCAUUCACAAUCUGCUAGGCUCACUCUAUCAUUGGUCCAACCUGAGUAUGGAGAGUAUCUGGCGGUGUCAUACUGCUGGUCGCAGAGAGAGUCGUUCCGGUCAACUGCCAAAUCUGAUUUCAUGUCAGAUUUGUGCCAUAACAUGCCGGUGAUGAUUGAGCAGCUGGAUGGGACUGUCAGAGAUUCAAGAGCACCAUGCAGGAUUCUUAGAAGAGCAAUCAGGCACGCCCAGGAUAACGGUCUCAAAUACAUAUGGAUUGAUCAAGAAUGCAUCGAGCAGCAUGAUCCACUAGAGAAAGCAAUAGCUAUCGAAGGUAUGGACCGCAUGUAUGCUCGAGCUCAGACGGUUCUUUCGUUGCUGGAUUUACGCCUGCCGGACGAGCACGCUGCUGUCGUGAUGAAGGCUUUGGAAAGACCGCCACGUUCUAUAGAUUUCACGAAUGGUGUCAUUCAAUGGGUCUAUCGGCCAAAUGUAGAGGAGUUAAUAAAUGGAGCGGAUGCAUUGUGUCAUAUUCUGGAACUCGUCGCGGAGGACAGAUGGUUUACGAGAGCCUGGAUCAGACAAGAAAGGCUAUGCGCGGAAUCCAGGAGCGGCAGCAGUGAGCUGUGGACAAUGUGUACGCCUGAGUUGUCGACAAGAAUUCCCGGGGAGAUGUGCAUCGAUACCGAUAUGUUCAACAUGGCGAUGCCGGUCGUUCUGGAUGCGCUCGACAGCCGAGACAAGAGCCUUAAAACCAGACUCGAGGCGGCCUAUCAAAGGUUCCGAGAUGCAGACGCGUUUCCAUUUGAUGCGGUUCGGACUAAGGGAGGCAAAAGUCUCAAUAUGAUGCAGGGAGUCAGUAUACUUGAGAACAAAGGCUGUUUAAUAGCUUCGGACAAGGUUGCGCUCGUGGGGAACUGCUGCGGCUGGUCCGGGAGGAUUCACCAGGAAUUGCUUAGACGCCCAGGCCUCAGUUACAGUGCUUGUCUGUGGGCUUUGGCGAUUAUGAAUGGCGAUGCUUCUAUGUUCUGUCAGGAUCCGAACUGUGCCUCAGCGGAACGCAGCCAGCGGAUGAUGUGGAUGCCGACCAAGAGCACCUCACUGACUCAAUUGGUCUGCCCCAAAGCAACACGAGACGUUAAUAUGAAAAUUACGAAAGAGGGCCUUGAAACCCUGGGUUGGGUUUGGAAAGUAGGCAAGUUUGUGGACUUGAAUUGCAUGACCGAUUUGUUGCCAACGUCGAAGCUCACAGAUGCAAGAGACAUGGUAGUUUUACUUAAGCACAAGACAUUUUACUGGCAACUCCUCCGCAAACUGGACUCCAUGCGCCUCCAUUCCGCAGCCAAUCUGCUAUGGAACGCUCUGAAAUAUAGGGGCCCUUUUGGUAUAUAUGGCAGGCAUCUUGCUGAGGUCCCCAAUAUCUCCUUAGAUCAGAUCGCUGAUCCAGACACUGGAAGGUAUACUGUUACGUACCAACGUCUCGGCUUCAAAGAUGAAGAGGAGUACAUGAACAGUACAGAUGCUAUCGAGGAUGACUAUGCUUUCUAUCAUCGAUUUUGCCCCUACGACGAUGCGUUGGCAGGAUACAGACAUACCAACUGUGAACUCACAAACAAGGAAAACUACCAUCUCCUCUUGGGGGACGGUGCGGUUAUAGAAUCGUUCUCCUGGAUCAUAGAAUCAAUCAAAAACACAGGUGGAAUCUCGAUCGGAUAUCUCACUCAUGACAAUGAAGAACAGAUAGUACUCACAGAUGCCUCCAGCAACCGCCCUUACAUUUUUACCCAAUUUCGCCCCGUUACCAAACACGUUCGUGGCGACCGCACCGAAAAGCGCCUCAUUGAGUGGUCUCCCUUUGAUAUCUGGCGCGCAGAUCGUGAAAAUCAUCGAGAUGCUCCAUUCUCUUGGUCCGCCUAUGAACAGGACCAUAGCCAUAACAAAGGUGCCGAUGGUGUAGAGACUGCCACCACCACCACCACCACCAAUAGUAGAAGCACCAAGACAGUCGCAGUUACUGCUAUGGAACCAUGUAACGUCCUCUUCGACGUCCGAAACAUCCGGUCCCAGAAUCAUACCCUGGAUUGGCCGGAAGAGUUCUAUAGGGACUCGUGGAUAUUGGAUCCCUCGGACCGGAGUAAUGUUGAACCAUCAAGAACCAGUGCAUCCCAAGAAUUAGGUACAGACCAACUGUGGUUUGACGAAUUACUACAGCGGGUAGCAGGUGUCAGUAUUGACCAAGUAAAGGAGGAGCAGGAGGAAUCGGAGGAGAAACCAUGGGAGGAGUCCUGUGAGGCAGAGGAAGAGUGGGACGAAGAGAGGAGAGAGGGGAGAGUAGAGCAAAGGGAGGAAGAGAGCACAGUAGGAGAAGGGGAUGCGACCAUUCUGCCAGCCCGGAAGGGCCUGAAGCCGAAAGAUUCUGGUCUUCUGCGGUUUCUGAAGUGCAUUGGUAUUAAAAGAUGGCGGGGUAAGUUGUUGAGUUGA